UCCAAUUAAUUCGUCGGAGAAAAAAAAAAUCUUCCCCACUGCUGCUGUCAUCUAUGCAACCACUCCUCCACUUCACCCCCGCCGCAUCUCACUACCACCGUCACCGCCAGUUGAUCCGCACCUUUAUAAAUGCUAGAAUCAAAUGGGUCCGCGAUCCAUACCUUGACACUGCCAUCGAAAAGGAAAAAAAUCUUAAACCCUUACUCUUACUGAAAACCCUAAUCAUCUCACAGCCCUUCCAAACAAUACCCCUCUCCACUGUUUCCCCUCUGAAACCCCAUCUCCACCUCCCUACAACAGCCCAAAAAUUUAUCGAAAAGUACCCGUCCAUUUUUAAAAUGUUCCUCCCCCCUGGCAAAACCAUGCCCCUUCCUCAUGUUAAGCUCACCCCAAAAGCCCUCUCCCUUCAUCACGAGGAAACGUUGAUGCUUCGUUUAUCGCACUAUCGGAAAGAUGUAGCAGAAAGGCUGGCAAAACUUUUGAUGCUCGCUCGAGGUUUAAAGAUUCCAUUGGAUUUAAUUGAUCUGUUUAAGUAUGAUUUAGGUCUGCCUCAUGAUUAUUUAUUGACAUUAUUGCCAGAAUUUCCUGAGUAUUUUCAAAUUUCUGAUAUGGGUUUUCGGGAUUCAAGUGGUAAUGUAGUGCUUGGUUUGGAAUUGGUUUCUUGGAGGAAAGAAUUGGCUAUUUCUGCAAUGGAAAAGAGAGCGCAGAGUGAGGGUGAAAGUAAAAGUCGAGUUAAGUUCUUGAUGAAUUUACCAAGAGGAUUUGAUUUGGAGAAGAGAGUGAUGGAAUGGGUGGAGGAUUGGCAGAAUUUGCCAUACAUUUCGCCUUAUGAGAACGCAUUUCAUCUGGUUUCUAAUAGUGAUCAGGCAGAGAAGUGGGCAGUGGGGGUGAUUCAUGAGUUGCUGAGCUUGCUAUUGUCGAAAAAGACAGAGAGAGAAAAUAUUUUUCGUCUGGGGGAGUUUUUGGGAUUCACACGCCUUAGGUUUAAGAAGGCUUUGGUGCAUUUCCCUGGCAUUUUUUAUGUGUCAAAUAAGAUUAGGAUGCAGACUGUAUUUUUGAGGGAGAAAUAUAAGAAAAAUCUGUUAAUUGAGAGGCAUCCUUUAAUGGGCAUGAGGUACAAGUAUAUUAAUCUCAUGAACAGGGUGUUGAGAAGGGGUAAACCAAUUAGAUCUGGAUUUGUUGGACGUAAAAAGGGGAAUUCUCUUAGUAAAGGAGGGAGAAGGAAAGGAGACGACAAUAGAUAUAGUAUUGAUGAUGAGAAUGAUGAGUAGGAGAAUGAUGAAGUGACGGUGAUGGAAAAUCGUGGUGGUGUUAGUGGUGACUACGGCGAUUGUGGUGGAGAUUAUGACAAGCAAAACUACAGCAUGGGCUUAUGUUGGCACAUGACUAUGAUUUAUUUGUAGGAUGUUUUUGGAUAGAAUAAGCUGAGUUAUGAUGACAAAAAAAUGAAUUAUGGGGCCUGAGUUCAAUAAAAAGGUACAGAUAUCAAUAACUUGUUCAUACUAUAGGCUGAAUUUAAAGCACAUCUUCUAUAAGAAACGAGCUUCUGAAAUUUUUAAGCAGCUCACCAGGGCUUUACCUUGAUCAAAUGAUAGACUACGUAUGUGCAACCUUUUCCAUAUGACAUGCACGAUUUGUUUACUUGAGCAUACAAGGGGAAAACAAGUAUGUAUCAUAUACCACUGGAAGCUGCAAACGGGAUAUAGUUGAUUAUGGAUGGCGAAGGCACAUGGAUGUUGAGGGUAAGUUCUGUAAUUUUAAUAUUCUCUUUUGCAAAUCUUUCACAGAACAGAUUCUCGGGUGGCAACUGUUUGCACAACAUGCAGAGAAGCCUUAGAGUUGACAAUUACAUGACACAAAGCACUUGGAUAUAAUUUUUGCCCCUGUAGUGUUAUUGUCAUGUUUAUAGCUGUUAUAUUUGCCUCAUAGAAAGAAGA
Olea europaea var. sylvestris is the source of this 1937-nucleotide messenger RNA. RefSeq names its product protein WHAT'S THIS FACTOR 1 homolog. Gene Ontology annotation, molecular function: RNA binding. NCBI's taxonomy places the organism in Eukaryota, Viridiplantae, Streptophyta, Magnoliopsida, Lamiales, Oleaceae. The coding region runs from base 54 to 1271 and encodes 405 amino acids. The transcript is spliced from 2 exons. The record is from RefSeq and is a predicted model, not a curated record.